AGUAAACACUAAACGCUAGUUGAAGUUUGCCCUCCCUAGUCCCUUCAAUUAAAAAGUAUAUUGGUUAUGAUUUAAUAUUAAUUAUUAUUAUAUGUUUAUCGCCAUAAUACAUACAAUACCAUAAAUCAUUACAAUAUCAUUGUAUUCGUUUUUUUAAAACGUUAUUGCAAUUAAAAAUAUCAGUUUAGUACGUCGUAAGUAACCCUAGUUCCAGCUGACAACAAGAAAAUGGCACUAAAACUCUGUAAAGGAGGUUCUCAGAUAACUUUUUCAGACGAUGUUAGGUGUUGUGUACCGUUAUGUGGAGCUACUAGAGAUGGAAAUCGCUCUUUACCAUUUUACACUUUUCCUAGUGAUGUUACACUGUGUAAAGAGUGGGUGGAUGAAAUCCAACUUCCCAUUGAAGGUUUACAAAAUUUACAUAUUACUCAUAAGGUGUGCUCAAAACACUUUACAUUGUUUAAAGGUGGAAUGAGGUUAAACGUUAGAAGCUCUAUUAUUCAAAACACUGAUAAUACAGAAUCCAAUCAAAAAACAAAUUCUACUGGCACACAAACAUAUGAUGAACAUUGGAUUAAAAAUCUCAAAGAAUCUGGAGUAGAUAUUAUAUGUGACAAUUAUACUCAAUGUAGGCUAUGUGCUAGUUGUUCAGUUCAAAUGUUGAGCAUAUAUAAUAAGCGCAAUCAAAAUUUAAAGUUGGAAACAUUAGUCAAUAAGUUACUGCCAAUCCAAGUUAAUCCUAAAGAUUCAAAGCCAUUAACCAUUUGUGUACAAUGUGUUUUAAAGCUCGAACAAUUUGAUGAUUUGUUCAUUCGUUGUAGCCAAAAUGAUAAAAGCUUUGAACGUUCUAGAGUAAAUGUAAGUGAAACACAUCAGUCAGUUAUCUGUAAAGCGCAAAAACAACAUAUUCCUACGAAUAAUAAUAAUAGCAACGAUUGUGACCAAAUUGUACCACACAAUAUCACUGAUGAAUAUUCGCCAAUGGGUACAAAUAAGUUAACAUUAGAUUUUAAUACUGCUAAUCCCAGUGAUUUUAUUAAAAUGGAAUCCCGAAUGCAUAAAAUCAAAAUAUUGAUAGCAGACAAACAGUACAUAAAUGCACAUGCUGUACCUAUACCUCACCAAAGGUCUUCUAACAAUAAUAAAAUAAUAGAAGUAGAGUUUAAAGCAGAUUAUAUUUUAUGUCAUGGGAGAGAAUGGGUACAUGGAAUUCAUGUAGAUGUGAAACAAUUAGAAUACACCCAAGAGACAAUUGAUCAAAUACUACAAGUUAUCAAAGUUACAAUGAAGAAACAAUGCGCAGAAACCAAUUCAAAGAUGACUCCGUUACCAAUUUCAUCAUCAUCUUUAGAAAGAUGUAUAUCGCGUCAAGCAAAUAAUAUGCGAACUGAGUCUGUGAUAAUUGAUGCUAAAAAACAAAUUAAUGACGAAAUAAAAAAAAAAGCUGCUGAAAUGUUAAUGAAGAAAGAACCAUUGAAAAGAGGUUGGAUAUGUAAAAAAUGUGGUUUAAAACUUGAAACAAGACAGUCAUUUAUUGCACACACUAGAUUUAAUCAUCCAAGACCCUGUAGGUACUGUGGUGAACAUAUAACUCCACGGGAUCAACUUUGUCUUCAUGAAAAAGAACAUCGAAAACCAACCACUGAUGGCUUCAUUUGUCAUUUAUGUGGCCGCCAGUUUAAAACACUAAGAAGCCUAAACAUACAUUACAGUCAACAUAAGAAUCGUGAACGAUUUUGUUGUACUAUAUGUAAUUUAGAAUUUACAAAUGGAUUUGGACUUAGGAAACACCUUCGACAACAUCAUAAAGAGUUACUUGUGAAAAAAAAUCCUGAUGAUGUUUUGCGUAAACGUCAAAAAUGUAAUAAAUGUAAUUUAUGGCUAAGCUCACCUUUAGCAUUACGAGUGCAUAUAAAAACCCAUUUGCCAAUUGAAGAGCGCAUGAAGACUUGCCCUAAAUGUAAUAAGGCUUUUAUUAAUGCACGGAGAUUCAAAAUGCAUGUAGAAACUCAUGGACCGUGUCCUAUUAAAUGUCCUGAGUGCCCCCGUUCAUUUCCUAACCAGGAACAUUUAGUUAAUCAUUUACAAUGCCACCAGUUGACAGAACCUGUGUUCUGUGAUAUUUGCAAACAUCAUUUUAAAACCAAAACUACAUUAAAAAAUCAUGUUGCAAGGGUACAUCAAGGCGUUCAGUAUGUUCAAAAAACAUUUACUUGUGUUUAUUGCAAGGUUGUAUUUGCCAAUAAAGAUGAACUGAAUAACCAUACUAACACACACACUUUUGAAGAAAAAGCAAAAGCAUUUGCUGGUGACGAGUAUGGAAAAGUCCAAUGUAACGUGUGUAAUAAAUAUUUCUUAUUCAAAUCACGAUUGACGAUGCAUAAAAUCUAUUAUCAUAGCAACCAAUGUCAGCAAUGUGGCAAAUUUAUAACAGACAAUUCAGCCAGCCAUUACUGUAAGCCUAGAGGUAGCCGAGCUCUGCAAUAUUGUUGUCAAUACUGCACGAGACGAUUCAGUUCCAAACAGCGUCUCAAUUUACAUGAACGUACACAUGGUCUGGACUAUCGUUACCAAUGUACCAUUUGUAAUAAAUGGUUCACUAAAAUGUCUGCAUUAAAAACACACAGCUACUCACAUUCUACUAAGAAGAAUUACCCUUGUGUUGUGUGUGGGGAAAUAUUCAACAUGAUUGGUGAGAUGAAAAAACACUUAAAACUGCAUAACCAGCAAGAAGCAGACAAUGAAUAUGAUGAUUUAGAUCCAGAUAAUGUACAGAGUGCUAUAACACUACCAAUUACAGGUACUCUGCCUCUUGCAAGAGCAGCACAAGUUACUACUUUACAGAUACCUAGUACAGAGACUGUUACAAAUAAUAAUUUUAAUUAUAUAAUUGGAGAUUUACCGUCACAUUGUACAGACGCUCCUGCAGAAUUACACUUGCAGUAAGGAUACCAUUCAUUUUUUUUUUCUGACUCAAGGAAAUGUCUCGUUAAAGGAGUUAUAAAUUUGAUUAAGUUUUUAUCAAUAUAUUGUAGUUAUGCAGAAAUUUGAACAAGUCCCUUUUAAACAGAUAAAAAUUAAUUGUGGCUUUUACUAAAAGUGGAAGGCUUCAAUCAAAAAAAAAAUUGGCUUCUGUAUUUUAGUUCUAGAUUAACCUAAAAAAGUGUAAAAAAAAUUAGUCGUCCUAUUGCUAUCACUAUAGUUAAUAAAUUACGAGAUUUUGUUAUUAAAAAUAAGUAAUAUAACCAUAUUAUAUACUUUUUUUAUUAUAAAAAUUAAAUAAAAUACAUUUUUAUUGAAUAUUGAGUGUGGUUGUCGGUAGGAUUAAGGCACGUUGGUUUAUUUUGCAACAAGUUGUGUAACCAUUUGAUACACCACUAAUAGUUGUUAAAAAUAACCCAAUGUAAGUUGCACUUAUGUGUAAUAGACGUUGAUAACCAUUGAUUUGUGGUGUAACUAUGUAAGGGUACUCCCAUUGAUCUAAUUUGAUUCCUCCGUACGGCAUCAUAUAAUAUGUUUAAAAAAUUUCCUAAAAGAAAUAAAAUAAUUUACCUCUAAAAACAUAUUCUCAUAAGACUUAAAACCCUUUAGGUAAAAAAGACUAAACUAUUCUAGCUUCUU
Messenger RNA from Adelges cooleyi (spruce gall adelgid), 3621 nucleotides. Its product is annotated as zinc finger protein 26-like. The transcript has 9 exons. Gene Ontology annotation, cellular component: nucleus. Lineage: Eukaryota; Metazoa; Arthropoda; Insecta; Hemiptera; Adelgidae. The record is from RefSeq and is a predicted model, not a curated record. Gene Ontology annotation, molecular function: RNA polymerase II cis-regulatory region sequence-specific DNA binding; DNA-binding transcription factor activity, RNA polymerase II-specific; zinc ion binding. Bases 229 to 2946 code for a protein of 905 amino acids.